ACAUAUUUUGUACCUUGGGGUGUUCUUAAAGGGGUUGGAUGUUUGCAAUCCGGUUUGGCAACUUGGAAUCCUACACUGUGCGUCUUCCGCCUUCUCUCCAAGGGUAGUGGAUGCACGCGUCGCAACGAUGUGGAUCAGCGUUGCAAUAUUUUGUGCAGCUUUGCUUGCACUAAUAUUAAAAUAUAUCUUUACCACGCCUGGGCCCAAUCCGUUUGAGAGGGAUAGCCGCGAACCGGUCAGAGAGAUCGUGCCCAGAAAGGAGAAAAACAAAGUGCUAAAGCAAGGUUUUGUUGCCAGUAAAGUUCCAGAAAACUUGGAUGCAGUGGUGAUUGGCAGUGGUAUUGGAGGACUGGGUAUCGCGGUGCUUUUGGCCAAAGUUGGAAAAAGAGUUCUGGUUCUGGAGCAGCACGAUCGGGCCGGGGGAUGCUGCCACACAUUCACUGAGAAAGGUUUCGAGUUUGACGUUGGUAAGAACUUGAAAGAGUAAAGGGCAAGUCUACAG
This is a messenger RNA of Boleophthalmus pectinirostris (great blue-spotted mudskipper), 502 nucleotides long. Its product is annotated as all-trans-retinol 13,14-reductase-like. Lineage: Eukaryota; Metazoa; Chordata; Actinopteri; Gobiiformes; Gobiidae. The record is from RefSeq and is a predicted model, not a curated record. The coding region runs from base 128 to 487 and encodes 119 amino acids. The transcript has 2 exons. Gene Ontology annotation, molecular function: all-trans-retinol 13,14-reductase activity.